Messenger RNA from Notodromas monacha, 867 nucleotides. NCBI's taxonomy places the organism in Eukaryota, Metazoa, Arthropoda, Ostracoda, Podocopida, Cyprididae. The record is from the annotation of a GenBank genome assembly.
AUGGAACACGCAGUCGGUGACGUGUGUGUGCCAAUUUUCGCGAGCGCAUUAGUGUCAUCCUUCGUUGAACGAGACCCGUUUUCAUCCUGGUUUGCCGUUCUUCUGGGAUCUCCUGCAGUCGAAGUGCGAACAUUUGCUGUGCCGACGUCGGAAAUCCCCCCAAUCAAGUCGAUUGUGAUCACGCCGAAUGCCGGCGGGCGCCGAACAGCAGUGUGCGGGUUGAGCAACGCGACGGCGCGGGUGUUCGUCACGGACCCCGCGGGCCUCGACGGGUUCCACCCCCGCACCGUCAACACGAACCUGGGCCGCGAGCACCAAUCCCCGACGAUCCUGGCACUCAGUCUGAGUCCGACGGAUGCCCUGCUCUGCGUUGCCCACCUGCCUUUGUCGCUCGGCGAGUCCGAGUUCCGAGGGCUCGUCGACAAGUUCGGACCCGUCAAGCGAGCCUUCAUCAUGCGCAGUCGACGCACAGGGAUGCGCGAGGAGUGCGAAGUGAGGGAGCGGAUUAUGGACCAAAACAAGGAUAGAUCAAAGACGGGUUACGGGUUCGUGGAGUACGCGGACAAGGAGUGCGCGUUCGCGGCCAAGACGUGGCUGGACACGAAGCGUCGGGAAGAGGCCCAAGUCCAGGCUCGGCCGCGGAGUCUGGUGACACCGACACUGUCGUGCGACUGGCUCGACUGCGGGAUCGUCACUGUCGCCGGGCUCGACUCCAACUGCCUGUGUGUGGCCGGACUGCCCAGGGAGAACCCGAACAUGUCCGAGUUGCGGACGGCCAUGAGCGUGCAUGUCAACCCGCCCUACUGCCAGGAUUGGCCCGAAAACUGCCUGCCGUCUUAUUUUAAUUCCGCAUCCUUGAAGCUCUAA